GAAUCAAAAUUAUUCCUGAAGCAGAAGUAUGGAUUUGCAGGAAAGUACUGUUCACUGAAUCCCGGCAUUACGUUGGACGGUUAUUUAUCGAUAGUAGAUUUUUAACCCAUCUUUAUUUUAAAUAAAUGUGUUUCUUUAUUACAUAUAUAUGCAAAGGUGUUCAAUCUUUUUAGAGAACAUGAUGGAUGUAGACUUAGGUUUUGCGGAACUACGUGAAAGUGCCUGGUUGACAAAUCGUUACUUUCCCAGCAAAAUAGGUGGAAAGCCAGCAUGGUUAGAACUAGAAAACCUGCCGAGCACUAAAGAGCUGUUAUGCGAAUCGUGUAAUGAACCAAAAUCCUUUUUGUGUCAGAUAUAUGCCCCAUUUGAAGAUGAACACAACUUUCAUCGGACUAUUUUCAUUUUUGUGUGUCGCUCAAGCGUUUGCCAGAAGACCAAUUCAGCAAACAAUUUCACUGCUUACCGGAGCCAACUUCCGAAGAAAAACUCGUUCUAUUCCGAGGAUCCACCUAAAGAAGAAGGAAAACCUCUGCAAGAAAUCCAAACAACUAAAAAAGUGUGUAUUGCAUGCGGCUGCUUGGGACCUUUAGCUUGCAGUCGGUGUCGAAAAUCAAAUUAUUGCUGUGUGAAACAUCAACGUGCGCACUGGCCUCAUCACAAAAAGCUAUGUAAUUUUGAAAAUAGCAUUGAAACUGAAGUUAAAGAAGUUUUACCUGAAGUGCGGUUUCCAGAAUAUGAAAUUGUAGUUGAGGCGAAUAAUUCUGAAGAAGAAUCUGAUGUGGACAAGGAUGAUGAAAGAGCAGAAACUGAACGCUGGAAUGAAUAUCAAAACUUGGUAGCAUCUGGAAACACUGGCACUUUAAAAGAUGUGCCAGAGGUCGAAUUAGACAAAUAUAUUAGUGAAUCUGAUGUCGCGGACGACAAGUAUUUUAGAAAAUUCAAAAAAGAAGUUAGUAAAGACCCUGAACAAAUUUUGAGGUACAAACGAGGAGGAAGCCCACUUUGGAUAUCUGAUGUUGAGAAGACAAUUGGUAAAAACAUAAUUAUCCCCAAAUGUGAACUUUGUACUAGUGAGCGACAAUUUGAAUUUCAAAUACUGCCGCAAAUGCUUAAUUUACUAAAGGAUGACAAUCUUGAUUGGGGAACAGUAGCUGUAUAUACAUGCAAACAAAGCUGCAAGAUACCAACCGGUAAAGGCUAUGUAAAUGAAUAUAUAUUAAAACAAGAUAUUGUUGCUGAUGAAAAUAAGAAAUAAAAUUUUUAUGGGUCGACAUUAUGCACUCUGAUUGUAUGAAUAUAUUUGCUAGACUGUGAUCACAAAGUCUACGGUCAAAACAAAAUUAGGCGGAAUCAUAUCCUUACACUUGAAUAUUUAGUAAGAUUACCUAAAUAAAUAAACCUUAAUUUUAUGUCAAUUUAA
Messenger RNA from Ceratitis capitata (Mediterranean fruit fly), 1420 nucleotides. RefSeq names its product programmed cell death protein 2 (gene Zfrp8). NCBI's taxonomy places the organism in Eukaryota, Metazoa, Arthropoda, Insecta, Diptera, Tephritidae. The record is from RefSeq and is a predicted model, not a curated record. The coding region runs from base 149 to 1255 and encodes 368 amino acids. Gene Ontology annotation, cellular component: nucleus; cytoplasm. The transcript has 4 exons.